GAAGGCAGCAAUGCAUGUGUUUUGUCUGCAUACUCUGUGUUAUGUGUUUUGCCUGCAUACUCUGUCAUUUAAGGUUACAUUUCUUAUCCAAGGCUUCAGGUGAUCAUCAGCAUUUGCCUGAGACAUGGUCUGAUAGUGAUGCUGGGCCAGUUCAGGAAUAUCAGCCUUGUACAGUGGAUCAAGUGUCUGGUUAAAAAGGACGAAAUCUAAUAGCAUCAGAGCUGUGCCUGAGCUGCUAAAAAUCAUGAGUAGUGAACUUAACAUCCCAGUGGAUCCAUCCACCCCAGCUGUCUCAGAACGUGGAAACAAAGGCAUGGACUAUAGAGACUGGGUCAGGCGAAGCUACCUAGAACUAGUGACGUCUAAUCAUCACUCUGUGCAGGCUCUUUCCUGGAGGAAAUUAUAUCUCAGCAGAGCCAAGCUAAAAGCCUCCAGUCGCACCUCAGCUUUGCUUUCAGGUUUUGCUAUGGUAGCAAUGGUGGAGGUCCAGUUGGAGAUGAAAUACGAGUAUCCACAGCUAUUGCUUAUAGCCUUUAGUGCAUGUACAACAAUAUUAGUUGCAGUUCACCUCUUUGCACUUUUGAUCAGCACAUGUAUACUACCCAAUGUAGAAUCAGUGAGUAACAUCCACAACCUGAACUCCGUGAAUGAGUCCCCUCAUGAUCGUAUGCAUCCUUACAUUGAGCUUGCAUGGGGCUUCUCCACAGCUCUUGGGAUUCUCCUUUUCCUUGCUGAGGUGGUACUCUUAUGCUGGAUAAAAUUCCUGCCCUUAGACUCUGCAUCAAUAAGGAAUGACACAACUACUGCACAUAAGCCGCCUAGCAAUGUUGGCUGGCACUCUGCAUUAAUUUCCACCAUAAUAAUGGUGCCAGUGGGUAUUAUCUUUGUUAUUUUUACUAUUCAUUUUUAUCGCACCCUUGUGAGACACAAGACAGAGCGUCACCAUCGAGAAAUUGAAGAGCUGCACAAAUUAAAAGUUGAACUUGAUGGCCAUGACAGAGGCAUAAAUGUAGUGUGAUACAGGAGAAAUCCAAUUCUUCCUCAUUAUGGACAAUUGACACUCAUUCAAAUGCUGAUUUGUUGCAAAAUUAUAAACUAAGUUAGAGCUCUAAGAAUUGUGGUCCAUUUCAAGUUGUGAAAUUCUUAGACUCAUUACUGCCAGGCAGGUGUGAUCCUAGACCAUUAACUUGGAGGUACUAAUGAAGGUUGCUACAUGUCAAGGAUGAAGGAUAAUACUGAUGGGGGCCUCACUUUCUACUUCUUAUGUGUGAUUUUCAUUCCUUUGUUUACUUCUCUUUUUCUUGUGGAGAGACAGUAAAGCAAUUACAGUAGCAGCACAUAAUAAAAUAUAACUUAAUUCCAUGUUGACCAAGGUAAAUGACAAAGCUUAUGUCUGACAAACAUUAUUAGGGAUCAUCCAGAUAAAUGUUAAAAAUCACCAACAUAUUAAUUAAUCAAUCUAUACUUAACCCAUUAAAGCGUAACUCCAUGUUACUAAUUGAUAAAACCAGUAAGCGCCAUCUCCUGCCAUUCAUUAGAUUUGCAUAAAUAAUUAAAUUGUACUACCAAUUGGUUAAAAAUUAGAACAAAACCAAUGUACAAACAGCCCCUAAAUAUGUAAUGUAUUUAACAUAUCUAUACCAUGUAAGGAACCCAGGAAGUUAGUGUGAUGGCCCUACAACAUGUACAUUCUUUAUAAUUAUACACAUGCUAGUGAAUGAUCCUAUGUAGAGCAAAUAACAUGUAAAAAUGGAUUGUCCAUUAAAUGUAUGGCUAAGGGGACAACUAUAACUUGGAAUAAAGUUGCUACAAUAAUGAUUGGGGUGUUUAUCACUCCUAGCGCCCUCAAGAACUGCAACUACAGCCAUGUAUUAUUGUUAGUUAUAAGAAUAAUAAUAUAAUAAAGGUACUCAUAUUAAAUUGAUGUUUUGUAGCUCCCAAUCACUACCCGGUGUAGGACACUCCUAAAAUAACUCCCUCAUUCUAAUUACUGUCCUUAUUUCUGUUAAUCUUACACAAAUUGUACCUAAACACACCAACUGACCCAAGACUCCCCCUCCCUUAGACCACAUAGACUCCCCCUGUCCAAGCACCACCCCUUUAUAAGCAUUUUAGGUUAUUUUUUGUUAAAAAGUUAAAUGAUAUGCAAAUGGUAAAAUCAUGCAAAAAGCCCCUCAAAAAAAUAACACCAAGAAUCUGCAAAAAUCUCUGCGAUUUUAUAUGAGAUUGUGACUUUUCACCAGUGUUCCCUCUAAAGCCCGUUUUGUGAGUGAGCCAGCAGUGAAACAGUUAAUUAGAGCAAUUAGCAAACACUACACAUUGCAGACUGCAAUGUGUGGUUCCCUUAUUAACUGUUUCAUUGCUGAACCGCUCACAAAACUGGCCUUAGAGGGAACACUGUUCUUGACGUAUAAAAAUGUAGCGUUAUUUUUUUAUUGCAUAUCUUUCAGAGUCUACAAAUAAAUACAUUAAAAAUAGCCCUUUUUUGUAAUAAGUUCACAGGUGAGUAUAAAGCUGAAAAAUGUAAUGUUAUGGUUCUUGAAUGUUUCUGUGGGUACAAAUUAAUAUUUGUACCCACAGAAACAUUCAAGAACCAUAACAUUACAUUUUUCAUAUUAAUUGUUGUAGUUGGUAAAUAUAUUAUAUAGCACAAGUAAUUAUUUAGCAGUUAAAGAUUCUAUAAAAACUAAAGGUUUUAGAUGUUCUUUGGGUAUAGCUAUUUUUACACAAAUAUUUCUAAACAUUCUCCUUAAAAAAAUAAGAGUGUGCCUUGUAUAAUAUUUUAGCUUUAACAAAAUAAUAUUUAGCUAAAAAAGAUAAGUUGUGAAGGACAGCAGCUAGUUGGUUAUGUUAGUAAUGUACACUGAGAUAUAAAUGAAAAAUGUUUUACUAAAGGUAAUUUAAAUAAAAGAUUAACUGUGCACUGAGAAACCCUUUUAGCUGGAAAAAAACGAGAAAAAAACACACCCCUAAAGCUAUCCUUAAACAGUAUUAUUUCAAAUGAUAUUGUAAAUUCUAAUUAAAAGAUCAAUAUACACCAAUUUUCAAAUAACUGCAUGUAAUAGACACUACUAUAAAGAAGAAUAUGCACAGAUACUGAUCUAAAAAUCCAGUUAAAAACCUACUUAGAAGCUCCAUGUCUAGCACUAUUGGUGAGGUUAGGCUGGGACACUCAGUGAAAGGGGCUGGGAAAACAGGAACAGCAGACACUGCCUCUUCCCUGAAUAUGAAAAGACAGAUUAUACAAUCAGUAGCCACAGGAAUCUGUAGACAUCAGUAUAUAUCUAAAACUGUGGGGCUUGGUUAGCAUUCUGAAAAUCACCAAAAUGCUUUUAAAAAAUAAGCAAAACUAUACACGUUUACAAAAACACCCCUAGAUGGACUAAAUCAAUGGAUCAUCUACAAAACAUUUAUGCAAAGAAAAAUCUAGUGUGCAAUGUCCUUUUAAAUUAAAAUCUU
Molecule: messenger RNA, 3459 nt
Organism: Bombina bombina (fire-bellied toad)
Lineage: Eukaryota; Metazoa; Chordata; Amphibia; Anura; Bombinatoridae
Gene: ORAI2
Product: ORAI calcium release-activated calcium modulator 2
Exons: 3
Coding region: 245-1018 (257 amino acids)
Biological process (GO): store-operated calcium entry
Cellular component (GO): membrane
Molecular function (GO): store-operated calcium channel activity
Source: RefSeq, a predicted model, not a curated record